Amblyraja radiata (thorny skate) is the source of this 1263-nucleotide messenger RNA. RefSeq lists its product as uncharacterized. Bases 167 to 913 code for a protein of 248 amino acids. The record is from RefSeq and is a predicted model, not a curated record. NCBI's taxonomy places the organism in Eukaryota, Metazoa, Chordata, Chondrichthyes, Rajiformes, Rajidae. The transcript is spliced from 2 exons.
CAAUUACAGGGAUGGAUCUGGAAAUCUGUGGGUUCUUUCUGGAUAGACGGAAAAAGAUGCAUUCUACCUCCAUCCUCAUCCAUAAUUAUCUUGUGAUCUUGUAACCCACAGUGUAAGGGAAAAGGAACUUACUUGGGAUCAGGGUGCUGUUGAAAGAGAAAGCAGAAUGGAAAUGGCUAGCAACCAUUCAUUAACAGACGAUGAGUACUUACCACAAGUGAGUGACAGUUCGGCAACAGUUUUUAAAGUUUCAUCAACAAACAUUCAGAUGUCAACAACAGAAGAUGCAAGAAACCUGAAUGUGCUGAAUGUGGAUUUCCCAAGCACCAACACAACUGAAGAAACAGUAACUCCAGCCAGAAUGUGCUCAGAAGAAGAUGAAAAGCAACAUCAUGGCACAAUGCAAACAUUUUAUAAGCUGCUGGAGAUCUACUAUAAAAUCUUUGGUGGCAGAAUGGAUUCUGAUGAAAACGUAUCACAGUUUAAUAAUUGGCAGCAAAAUAUCAUACCUAAAAUGAAAGACAUAUUAAAAUAUUAUUGCACAAACAUAAAUAUAUGUAAAACAGAUUCUACUGAAGAUGGGAUGAGUGGUGUGCAGCAGAAAAGCACUGGUCAGUGCAAUGACAUGCUAGAAAAUGUUGAAAAAAUAUUUGAAGAUGAAUUUAACUCUGAAGAAAAGGAGCAAGAUGUUAGUUCUCAGGACCUGAUUACACUGUCUGACUUUAACGAGAUGCUAGGAAAAUGCUGCGACCAAAUGUAUGGAGAGACUUGUGAAAAUGAAUUAGAGAUUAGUGAGAAAGGGGCCUCAGAACGUCAGAAAGAGAAUGCUGCACUAAACGAUAUUGAAUCCACGACACAAAACACUGGUUCCAUUGGAAAUCGAGGUUUACAAGGGGAAAAAAUAAUGAUGUAAAAAAAGCUGCAUCCCUCCGGAAGAAGCACAAAGAUUCCAGAGUGAAUAACAGACCAAGUCGUAAACAACUGGAGACUUCUGUAAAAACAGACAAUAAAAAAGAAAUGGCCGCCUCCAUCAAGCAGAUUUAUGGUUCGAGGAGAAGGAGAAAAGCAGGAAGAAAUAAAGAUGAGCCUGAAGAGGACAUGUGUAAUACUUACAAACCAGGUGUGUUUACAUCAACCAAUGCAGUGCGUAACCUUACAUUAAAACUUCAUGUCCAGCAGGACAGGUCAAUGCAACUUUUGUUGCAAAUAACUGCAGAUGCUGGUUUAAAUCGAAGGUAGACACAAAAUGCUGGAGUAACUCAG